This is a messenger RNA of Leptidea sinapis, 11404 nucleotides long. RefSeq names its product unconventional myosin-IXAa-like. Gene Ontology annotation, biological process: intracellular signal transduction. The record is from RefSeq and is a predicted model, not a curated record. Gene Ontology annotation, molecular function: ATP binding; protein binding; GTPase activator activity. NCBI's taxonomy places the organism in Eukaryota, Metazoa, Arthropoda, Insecta, Lepidoptera, Pieridae. The transcript has 32 exons. Gene Ontology annotation, cellular component: myosin complex. The coding region runs from base 803 to 6628 and encodes 1941 amino acids.
AUUCAAUUUCAGAUACAAAUAAAAAUGGUGGUGCACACUUUACUGUUUAGAAAAGCAUUUUCUAUCUCAGAUUUAUAAAAAAUAUUUACAUUUAACAGUGUAAAAAAUUUCCACGUUGAAUUAUUUUAUUUCAAUAUGUUUAGUGUAGUUACAAUCCGGUUCCCGUUAUAUGAUACAUUUAUGAGAUUUGUUUACGACAAAUAACAGGUUGUUGCAAAUACCGAAAGCAUCUCAUUUUAUAAUUAUUAGUUACAGUGUAAAGUGCUUGGUUGUGUAUAUUGUGAAAAUUAAUGUAUGAUAAGUGUAUCUGUUGGUGACAAAUUUUAGAUAAAGAAGAGAUGGACUAAUCCUGUAAUAAUCUGCUUGUGACCCACAUCUGAGAUUUCUCUUAGUCGUUUUUUGCCUAUACCUUCAGUGCUAUGUGUAUUCCUACCAACUAAAGUUCGGAUCAUAAAUAAAAAUUGAAGAACCCACCUGUAGAUAUUACUAGUUUUGGCUACUAUGGCCCUUUACUAGGUACAGAUGACUAUUGUGGAAUGAUUUAGAAACUCGAAUUUUAAGGUAUUGAAGGAGUUAGAAUACGUAACACACUGCUCUUAAAUUCCCCAAUAUAAAGCAACUCAUUAAAAGAAAACAAAGUUAAAUGUUAGCUGUUACCAUGAUUACUACUAAAGAGCUUGAAAGUUAGUUCAUGUGAGAUACAUCUGCACGCGGAAAAUCAACGAAAUUAAUUGGAACAAUGACAUGAAAACAUCUGACACUAAAUAUAAUUUAGAGCUACAGGAGACUACAAUGAAGUACAAUGGCAAAUACUGAAAAUCAUAGAUACAUUGUGCAGGUUUUUGUUGGUGCUUUAUCAGCCCAGUAUGAGGCUCUCUCAGUGGAAGCCUCUAAACAAACAAGCUCUGAGGAAAUUGUUUGCUGUAUCGCUGAUAAACUCAAUUUGAAUGAUGGAUCUGGAGGGCCAUAUGAACUGGCAGAGGUGGUGGGUGAUGUGUUCAGCGGGGAAUGCAAGGAGAGGCGGCUGGGGCCCAACGAAUCACCCGUGGCCGUUAUGAUGCUUUGGCCAAAUAAUAACUCUGACCAGUAUUACAGGUUUUAUCUGCGCGAGAAAAUACCGGACGAGCCAUGGAUGGAAAACUUCUCCGUAGACCCGCAGCUGAUAAAGGAUUACUUCCAAAGAUUUCUAUACCAGCCCAAAGAUCGGGAGUAUCCAGAUCUAUGCCAGUUGCCGGAACUCAACGAGCAGACGCUGUUGGACAACUUGAGGGCCAGGUUCGGCGCUGGUUACAUUUACACAUACGUCGGCUCUAUACUGAUAGCGCUAAACCCGUUCAAGUUCUACCCGAUAUACAAUCCGAAGUAUGUGAAGCUUUAUCAGAACAAGAGGAUAGGCUCGACCCUGCCACCGCACAUAUUCGCAGUAGCAGACGCGGCGUACCACUGCAUGCUGCGGGAGAGAACCAACCAGUGUAUAGUGAUAAGUGGUGAAAGUGGUUCGGGAAAGACUGAAAGUACAAAUUUCCUUCUUCAUCAUUUGACAGCUCUCAGCCAAAAGGGCUCUCAUGGAAGCGGCGUGGAGCAGACCAUACUAAGUGCGGGACCCGUGCUGGAAGCGUUCGGAAACGCCAAAACAGCACACAAUAAUAACUCGAGUCGCUUCGGCAAGUUCAUUCAGGUCAACUAUAAGGAAAAUGGUAUGGUCCACGGCGCCGUUGUACAAAAAUACCUUUUAGAGAAGUCGAGAAUAUGCAGUCAGGGACGAAAUGAGAGGAAUUACCAUGUGUUCUACUAUCUGUUAGCUGGUGCGUCGGAGCAAGAGAAGGAACAGUUGCAUUUGUUGAGUAUGGACAAGUAUAACUAUCUAUCGCGGACUGGUUGUAGUGUUGUGCCUGGUGUCGAUGAACAAUAUGAGUUCUCAAGGUUAAAGCAGUCGAUGGACAUGGUCGGCUUCACUAUGGACAAACAGCGGCGGCUAUUUGCAGUACUUUCUGCAGUGCUAUUGCUCGGUAAUGUUGAGUUUCAACAGAGGAAGUCGUACCAUCACGAUGAGGCGGUCGGCGUGCGAAACCCAGAGGUGGUGUUGUUGAUAUCUUCACUGCUCAGGGUGAAGCAGGAGACACUCCUCGCGGCUCUCACGUCGAAGAAAGCCAGGGCGUCGGGGGAAACACUAGUUAUUAAUUAUAGGCUUCCAGAGGCCAUAGCGACCCGGGAUGCGAUGGCUAAGUGUCUCUAUGGUGCUCUGUUCGACUGGAUAGUGAUGCAAGUCAACCACGCACUGCUCUCCAAGAAGGACACACUCCGAGAACACCAGGGCCACAGCAUAGGUGUUCUCGACAUAUUCGGGUUCGAGGACUUCGGGCCGAACAAUAGCUUCGAACAGCUGUGCAUCAACUACGCCAACGAGCACCUGCAGUACUACUUCAACCAGCACGUGUUCAAGUACGAGCAGGAAGAGUACCGGCGCGAGGGCAUCCGCUGGACUGACAUCGGCUUCUCAGACAACACGGGCUGUCUGCAGCUCAUCGAGGGCAAGCCGGCCGGUCUGCUGUGUCUGCUAGAUGAUCAGUGCAAUUUUCCGUGGGCAACAAACGAAACACUGCUGCAGAAGUUCAACUCAGUGCACGAAGAGAACCACUUCUACGAGAAGCCGCAGCGACGAGAGCCCGCAUUCGUGGUGCGGCACUACGCUGGACGUGUUAAAUAUCAGGUGACAGCGAUGCGGGAAAAGAACUUGGAUCUAAUGCGGCAGGACAUUGUGAGUGUGCUGAAGAACUCUUCGAUGGCUUUCGUGCGAGAGUUGGUUGGGGUAGACCCGGUUGCCGUCUUCCGGUGGGCGAUUGUCAGGGCUUUCUUUAGGGGUUAUUUUGCGUUCAUGGAAGCGGGCAGGCGCCAUAGAUCGAGCAGAGUAGACGGCGCGUCUCGACUGCCGCGUCCGUCUAUACACGUUGCCAACGAUAGUAUCAUUAGGAAAAAUAAGUCGUUCAGGCCUCGGGAGAGAGCGAAGAAAGGUCUGAAGAACCUGCAGAGUGUUAAGACCCUGGCUGGCCGAACAGCUGCCGCGGGCAAACGGAAACAGCCGCUCACAGUCGCCGCGCAGUUCCAACAUUCACUCGCCGCGCUCAUGGAGACUCUCAAUCAGGCUAACCCGUUUUUCAUAAGGUGUAUCAAGUCUAACAGCGACAAGGUCCCAAACGUGUUCGACGAGGAGACUGUACAGCGGCAGCUCAGGUACACGGGCAUGCUGGAAACGGUUCGAAUACGACAGGCCGGCUACAACGUGCGUCUCACGUACGAGGAGUUCAUUCAGCUGUACAGGAUACUGCUGCCGAAGGGCUUGCUCAGCUCUCAGUCUGAUGUGAGGCACUUCCUGGCGACGCUAAACCUGGACCGGGAUAACUAUCAAUUGGGUGCCACAAAGAUCUUCAUGAGAGAGAGUGAGCAGACGAAGCUGGAGUACCGGCUGCAUCAACAGAUCAUGGCGUCCAUCAUCACAAUACAGCGCUGGUUCCGGGCCAUUUUGGAGCGAAGACGGUUUCUGGCGCUGCGGAGGGCAUCACACACUAUACAGGCUUACUGCAGACAGUGGCUGGCGUCACGUCACGAGGCUGCGACACUACUACAGGCCUGGUUCCGUGGCAGUCGAGUAAGGAGAUGGUACACGAAGCUACGGUGCUCAACGAUCAGCUUCCAAGCGGCCGCCAGGGGAUUCCUGUUGAGGAAGACACUCCCAGAACUGAGACGAUGCUUGUCAUCCACUAAACGAUCUGAUCAUGAAAAUACAACGAGCAUGCCGACUGAAAACGAUGUGUACAACAAGCAACCGAGUAUAGAACAACUGAAGAAUAUCAUCGAUAUACAGUUAAAUAUGCUGAUUCAAGAAGAGGCAGAAAAAACCAGACAGCUUCGAGCGACCCAGUCGUUGCCCCUCGCAAGUUUGGAGAAGAAAAGGGACAUGACUUUAGAAAUCUCAACAGCGCAAACAUAUCACAAGAGGAAAGUUGCGAAAACCCAAAAUAUUUCCGACAUUCCUCUGAAGCAGGCCAGUCAAAACUCAAUAAACAAAGAAACGAUCGACUCAUUGGAUGAAAGUUGGAAAGCAAAGUCAAGCUACCCGCAAGGUAUUGUGGCUUGGCCCAACAAGAUCACCCCGGAGGAUCUAGCCAAUGAACUACUGUGGCUCAGGAUAGACGAAAAUUAUCUUAUAGCUGAGAAAAAUAAGAUGAGAGAGAGACAACUAGCCGAGUCGAUAGCGAGCAGUAGUGAAGAAUAUCUAAGACAAGUGAGGGACUGGAGUCCGGCUGACAGCUCCGACACCAAUACCACACCAAGCAGACGAACUUCACCACAAGUGUAUCAGCGAAGUCUGUCAAGUACCACGCUGGAGCCGUCCCGCGGCUUGCACAGCCUGCCGCCUGUGAGGAGGGACCCGCGGGACGGACGGGACACGAGGGACGCGACCGACACGCGCCAGGAACACAAGCUGGACAAUUCGUGUGCGGCGCUCGUCCGCGCGGCUGCCGCGCCCGCGCCGCCCGCGCGUGCGGCGCGCCGCGACGCUCGCCGCACGCACGACAAGCUGGACCGAGUGGAGCGGCCCGCGCCCGUCCUAGCCGCGCCCGACCAUCUGGAGAUUAAACGGUCUUCGUCUGACAUACCGAUGGGAGCGGACGCCCUGCGGCGCCGCAACUCAGACCCCGCACCGGAGCCGCGUGCGCCUGAGUACAUCGGACACACUGCCAACGGACUCUUCGGCAUUGCUGGUCACCGAUUUCGAAAAGGCACGCGAUUCGCAAAAGGAGACAAAUGUGUUUACUGCCACCAAGCCAUCGACGCGUUCGUCACUCAGGGACAACGCUGCAUUGACUGCAAGCAGCUCUAUCACACUAAGUGCAUACAGAAUAAGGGUGUUUUUUCAAUGCCAUGCCCGAGUCCGGUAACGCUCGCAAACAGAGGCCGACAUAAAAACAGGAAAGGAAUAAUGCACAAAGAUUCUCCCUGUAACAAUUUGACCGAUCAGUCGAAAGCGAGCAACUUCAGUCUGACGGGCACGUCCGAGUUUACGGACCGGACAGACAAGAUCAUAUCAGACGCGACGGAGCUGCAAGCGAUGCAGAACUUUAUCAAUAUGAAGAUAUAUCUUAUGGAGGCAGCGGAGAGCGAAAAGCAAUCAGAGGUGGACAGGGUAUUCAAACACGCGCUAAGAGAGUUCAAAGAGAAUCUGGUGCCGACGUACAGUGUGGUAGAAACCCGCGGGUCAGCGCUCAAGUACAAAGACCUCAUCGGAAACUUCCUGCACAUCAUGCAGACGGUGUGCGCUAGGGAGGGCUCCGCAUUUUCUAUCACCAUGGGAGUGAACGCGUUCCGGGGAUACAUGGAUGAGUUUAUGAGUCAACACGAGACAGACAAAGCGAGGACCAAGAGAAAAAAGGAUAAAAAACGAAAGGUGGAUGAGCCAAUACAAUACAAGGGUCACACUUUCGUUCUAUCGAUGAUCAACAUUCCGACCGAGUGUGAGAUCUGCAAGACGUUCUUCAUGUGGCCCAUUGAGAGGUCGCUCAUAUGUCAGACUUGCAAACUUGCUUCUCACAAGAAGUGCUAUAACAAGGUGUCAAUCCAAUGUCGAGCGGACGGCGUGCGACGUUCCGCGGCGAUAGUGGGCGCGGUGGACGCAGGAGGCCGGGAGCAGUUCGGAGUGCUCAAGAGGGGAAAGGUGUUUGGCGUGCCGCUUUCUGAGUUGCCGACGGGUGAAGGGAACAUUCCGAUGGUCAUCGAUAGACUCAUCACCACCAUUGAGAUGUACGGCCUCUACACCGAGGGACUUUACAGAAAAAGUGGACUUAGUUCUAAGGUCCGCGAGCUCCGCCGCCUGCUGGACGAGCAGCCGGAGCAGGGCGUGCAGAGUCUGGAGCAGUACGCGGUGCACGUGCGGGCCUCCGUGCUCAAGACACUGCUGCGGGAGCUGCCCGAGCCGCUGCUCACCUUCGACCUGUACGACGACCUCAUCCUCGCCGCGCAGAUCUCCGACCCUCAGGAGCGAGUAUCGAGUAUCUUCACAAUAUUAAAAAAAUUGCCGAAAAUCAACUACGAUGUUGUCGAGAGGCUGAUAUUUCACCUAGCCAGGGUAGCCCUUGGUGAAGAGCACAACAGGAUGGGUCCUAACUCGUUGGCCAUCGUGUUCGCUCCGUGCAUCCUUCGCACGCACAAGGUGCAGCCGGCGCAGGACUCGCUGCAUGACAUCGCGCGACAGACCGCCGCGCUCGAGGCCAUCCUCGUCGACAAGAUGAGCAAUACCCGUGGCACUCUGGCGGACAUCGCGACCCUGGACAAGGCGUGCGCCACGGCGUCGGACCGCCUCACCAUCAUCAGAGCGCGCGGCCAGCCUGCUCAGCCGCGACACGAGGAGCGCAUCCUGGAGGGGCACAUCCACGAGAUAGAGAAGGAGAAGGCCAUCCUCACCUCCAACCUGCCCGCGCUCAUCAGGGCGACGUCGGACGACGACCUGCUGUCGACGGACCACGACGGCGAGUUCGGCAGCACCGACGACCUCAGCUCGGCCGCCUCGUCGCUGCGGUCACAACGCCUGCUGCACCGACAACUCUCCUCCGACGACCCCAUCAUGGUGUGAGGACCACGCCACCACAUAUUUUGGCACUAUCAUCCAAGCUCAACAGCCUUGUCGGUGCUAGUACAAUCCUAACUAGAUAUUAAAUAUUUUAUUUUGAAGUAUAGUGACAACAUUAAAUUAAAUUUGUAACCAAAAUUUAUGUACGAUAUGGGACUCCAACCCGCGACCUCUCGGGUUCUGUUCGAGCGCUCUGCCGCUGAGCCAAUCGUUCUUCGAGUGAAAAACGAUAAUUCGUAAAUCUAAAUAUGUCUUGUUCAACUUUCAGGUUGUGGCUCUAUCAACAGUUGUUACAGAGCGGGUUCGAGUACCGUGUCAUUCAUAAAUUUGCGUUACAAAUUCAAUUUAUUUAAUCCCAGAUGUGAGGGAUAUCAUUAUAAAAAAUAACAAAUUGUUAAGUGACAACAAGUCAAUCUCACUGUUGAAUCGGAUUGUGUUUAUAAUAUUAUUUUCUAUAUCAUAUUACUUCUGAAAUAGAAGGUAGCCUUAGUUAAUAAAAAAAAUCACGUCAGAAUAGGGAUACUACAUUUCAAAGAUAUUGCCGGAACUAAAAAGAAAAUAUACGUAAAAUCAGUUUUAUGUUGUAAAUUACGUAUUUCUUUAAAAUUAGAAACAACUAUUCAAUUCUAUACCCCCUUAUUCAUAAUGGUCCGCUAACUUUAAACAUCUGCUUAGGAGUGUUUUUUCUCAUUCUGACUUAGGUCAAUAGAAGAAGACAGAGUGAGAAUUAGCAAUGCUUUAAGUUAGCAGACUAUUAUGAAUAAGGGGGUUAAUCUAUAGCUGCUCUUUAGUUUUGUUGUUUUAGAACAAGAAAAAGUUUUGCUUCUAGAAGAUGUCAUUAGGAAACUUCUUAUUUCAUUUUGGACGGUUAUGUUAACUUACGUUAUUUCCGGUUCAUGAAAAUGAUGCACAUUUAUUACUUCGAAUGUUUAUUUAACAUGUAUUUAAUCCAAUAAUCUGUUGAGAUCGGCAACAUCGUUUUUAUUUAAUAUAUUUUGUGAUCUUAUGUAUUUAUUCUCAGUGUUGUUUUAUUAUUUAUAAUUUGUAAUAGUGUUAGACUAUCAUCAGGUAAUAUUAAUCAUGUAGGUGUCCAUUCCGUAUGUUUUGUAUCAGUCGAACUUUCGAGAAGCAUAGAGUUUGAGUCUAUGUUAAUAUAUGAAAAUGUUUCAACAGUAAAACGGUAUAAAUCAUCAGUGCUCCGGUGGUUUCUGGCGCAGCGUUGAUUGGCAAUUGAUUUUUUUUAUAGUCCGACAACGAAACAAUGGAGAACAAUAAACUGGAUCGGAUGUGUUUUAUUGUUUUAUGUCCUUAUUCAUAAUUACUUAUCGGAGGUUUAAAACGUCAUUAAUAUACGCUUGUUAAAAAUGGUAUUCAUAAUCAUUCAUUAUUUCCCUGAUAAUUUUUAUCGGACGUACAAAUAAACUUGGUAUAAAUUUAUAAUAGAAUAUGCAAAAUGUUUACAAAAAUUUUUUCAUUUUGUCUAUGAUUCGCUUAUAACGUUUCCCGCGUUUAUUUGCAAGGCUGCUUGAUAAUCGGAAAAGUUCAGAAUUAUCAUUGUAUUAACAGUGUUGUCAGCGAUAUAGUCUUUUUUUGAACGGUCGAUGUAUGAGAGCCUCCCGUCAAUGAUGGGCCACACGGGGAAUUCUUUAAUUUGUUCACACUUUUAACAUUUGACAACAUUUUAACAUUGUGAUUUGUGAGAAGUCUAUUUAUUUUCAAAGAGAAAACUUCUAUAAUUAGAAUAAAAUGAGGGAUUUUCUCGGAAAUGGUAACAUUGUAGGCCAUACGAUACCGGCACAUUCGAGGUUUAACAUAUAACACGUUUUAACAAAAUGCAUGCGUUUAUACCUUCGAUAAGCGUGCUAUUAUGUAAGCGAAAUUUAUCGUCAAGUUAGCCCCAAGCUUUAUUUCGUUGUUGGGCAACUAGGUAGUUUUGCAUUUUUAUGUUUUAUGAUCUAUGGCGGUGUCUUUGUAUGUCCAGGAGGAAAAAAAAUAGUUUUGUCCACCUCAUAACGUCAGUAUCGGGCAAUCGGGUAUAAGCAAAUUUGAUAAUUAGGUUUUAUCUAAUGUGCCAACAUGUUUUGUUUGUUUCUAACAACGAUAUUAGUGCGCUGUUAUUUAACCCCACAUUUUUACAAAUAAUAAAAUAAUAGAUUUAGAUUUAAAAAUGUACUUAGCUUAGAUAAUAGUUGUCAACCCAAUUCAAUGUAUAGUAAUAAGUUCAUUACAAAAUGUAUAUUAAACAUAUUUUUCUUAACAUAUAAGGUUUGCAUCAAUAUUAUAUUUUGUAUGGUACAUAUUCCCCAUGUAAAUAUGUAAAUCUUGUUGAUUGUGAUUUUAAAAUUAGUGCUCUUCUUAUACAUAUUAUAUUGUUCAAGUUUCGUGUUUGUCUAAAUUAUUAUUUGUAAAUGUCUUUGAAUGAAAGUUGGCACCCUCCCCGUGAAUAAUUUGAAUUUCUCUCUUCUAAAAUAUCUAUAAAAUUACAACAAUAUUAUUUAAUUAUUAAUUAAUUUAGGAAAAUAUCAUAUGUGAAAUAAAUAAAUUUAAAUUUGAUGAAAAAGGGGACAAUUAAAAAAAUACUGAUUCUAUACAAUAUAAUAUAUUAUUAUUUUUCAUUAAUUAACUGAAUAAAAUGGAGUAUUAAGUAAAGCCGGUAAGUAGUAGUUCAUCAAAUUGGUGUGUUUUAUACUUUUUUGCAGUUGUAAUUAUUAUAUUUAUAAAAGGUACUAUUUAAAUGAUUGUCUCUCAGUGCUCUUAUUUUAAAUGUUGUUAUUUGAUUGAUAUGUAUGUGUCAAUAUUAUUAUAUUAACCCCUUUAUUCAUAAUGGUCCGCUAACUUUAAUAAGCUGCUUAGGAGUGUUUUUUCUCAUUCUGACUUAAGUCAAUAGAAGAAGACAGAGUGAGAAUUAGCAAUUGCUUUAAGUUAGCAGACUAUUAUGAAUAAGGGGGUACACCAUAAACUUCAUUUACCAUAGAAAUAGUAGACACUGCUUUCUUAAUACUUGCUUUAAUUCACAAAAAAUCGAGCGUCCAGUCUUGGUUUACAAAGACAAAUAUUGUCCCCUGUAUAGUCAUUGUAUCAGUAAUGUUUCAAAAAGGUGUCACUUUUCAUUUGUAAAGUACGAGACUUUAAUCACAUAUAUAAUCAAGACUGUCUAUUUCGUAAGCUAUUGAAUUUUAUUGUUAAGUCACAAAAUAUAUUUUAUCUGUUUAUUAGUUAACUAACUAUAUUUACUGACAACGAAAUAUCUCUGUGAAAUAUUUUAUGUGGCUAUAGCUCAAUUUGGUUUUAAUUAUUUUUAAAUUACUGAGGCCGUUUGCAUUGAAAUAGAGGCAUUUCCAUAAAGGAUUUUAUGUAAAUGGACUUAAGGUUUAUCGAAAAUAAUGGUUACUAACAAGUUAUUGUAUUUUUAUUAGGAAAACUACAAAUUAUUUUUCUGAAUUAUCUAUAUCGAAUUAUUCAAAUCAGGCGCUGUUUAGUUUGUAAAAAAUUAUAAGUACUUUUCCAUAUAAAAAACUGUAGUUAUAUACAAAUAUAGUCUAGGGUAUACUUAGCCCUGCAGCCAAAGCUGAUGGCACAUGGGGUCAGUUUAAAAUCAUCGGUUACCAACCACAUAUGGUAUCACAGAGUGUCACUAAAUAGAAACAAAGCUAUACCAUGUGCCAUGAGCUUUGGUAUGAUGCCAUAAUUUGUAUGCUUUGAUGGAACCGGCGCUUGGAAUCUCAAUGUGGUUUUUAUAAAGCACUGAUAAAUCUUGUGAUUAUUUUUUAAUAUUUGAUGCUUUACUGAGAUGUGACGACAAAUCAAUGACUGUGAUUGUAACUAAAUUGAAUUGUUUUUAAUUACUUAAGGUUGUGCGCCGUACCACUGCACUUUUGUGCAUUUAACAGGAUUACAUCUCAUUAAUGUGUUAUUGUGGUAUUGCAACAACACUUGUGCUGUUACAAUUUUAAAUAUGAUUAAAAAUUAUAGCUAUGUUGUAUCUUGCUUUUAACAAUAGUAAUGUUAGCUAAAUGUUUUUAAUUUAAAAUGUAGUCGUGGCGCAGAAAAUUCGGACUGAUAUUAUGGGCUUACGUCAUAUCCGCUCCUGUGUAAAUGAGGUGAAAAGAUUAUUAUUAGAGUUAACGCACGCAAGCGACACAGACUGUUUGUUAAAGGUCAAUGUCCGACAUUGUUCAUGCUCCGCGACCACACUUUAUUUAGUCUCUAUGAUGUAUAUUUUUUGUACUAUUAAUAUUGACUUCAUGUUCAUGUUGUCAACACUUCAGAAGUGCUUGUAGAUAGAUGUGUAAAUAUAAUAUAGGUUUACUUAGCCAGUUAUAAAUGUAAACAAAUAAUUUAGUUUGUGUCUACAAAAUGUUCAACACUGAUAUCAUAUCUUUUAAAUAAAUAAGCUUAAUAUUUUCUUAAUAAUAUUGAGUGUGGUCUGAACAUAUUCGCUGUUACUUCACUAUGGCAUGUACUAAAAUAUAUUUUGGUCGUUCAACAUCAAUGAAACUGAUAUUAAAUUUGAUAUUCCUGCCAUCUAAAUAUUUCUACUUCAAUGUAUGAUAGUUAUCAUGUUGAUAAAAGCUCUUUGUGCAGAAUUAUUAUAUCCUUAAAUUUGUAUUUUGAUGUAAAUUAUGUUUUAAAUUGUUUUUACCUGUGGCUCUUGUCUUGUAUUAUAGUAGUUAGCAUACCUAUAACAUAUUUUAAGCCCUCGUAAUGUAUGAUUAUAGUGAAUGUAAUCAAAACAUAAUAUUCAAAAUAUGAAACAAAAUUAAACAACUGCUGUGAAAA